CCAUACUUGACGGCGAGAACCCAAAUCAAGAAAAAAGAAACCCUAAUUGCAAUCCCAAUCAGUACUAUAUAAAGCCACCAAAUUCAAUUCUCAAUCACCAUCUCUCUCGUCUGUUCAUAUUGAUUAUAACUUCUCUCCUAAGCAAUUCUCGCAUAGCCGACUCACAUUAAUCUUUAAUUUCUAUACUGCUUUAGUUUUGAAUUUCUUUAUCUAACCUUUAUUUUUGCAGGGUUUGUUUAAGUUAAUUAUUAAUAUCUGUUUGCGUAUGUUUAAUCUUGUUUAGCUUUUAGUUUCUAUUUGUUUCUGUUAUUAUUUGCGUUUUGUGUGUGUUUUUUUGGUAUUAAUUAUGGAUGCAGGAAAAGUUCAAUCGAGAUACCCACUUCAAGAACAGUUUCUUCAAAGAAAGAAUUCUAAAGACAAUUUGGAUAGAUUUAUACCGAACCGAUCUGCUAUGGAUUUCGACUAUGCGCAUUACAUGUUGACCGAAGGUAAGAAAGGUCCGGAGAAUCCAGCAGUUUGUUCACCGUCGAGAGAGGCGUACAGGAAGCGAUUAGCGGAAACAUUGAACAUGAACAGAUCUCGGAUUCUUGCUUUCAAGAACAAGCCUCCUACUCCUGUUGAGUUGAUUCCUCAAGAACACAUUUCAUCUACUCAUCUUCAGGCUAAACCUACUAAGCCUCGCAGACACAUUCCUCAGACUUCUGAGAGGACAUUGGAUGCUCCCGACAUUGUUGAUGACUUCUACUUGAACUUAUUGGAUUGGGGUAGCAGCAAUGUUCUAGCUAUAGCUCUUGGAAAUACAGUCUACUUGUGGAAUGCAACUGACGGUUCUACAUCUGAGCUUGUGACUGUUGAUGAUGAAGUUGGUCCUAUUACCAGUGUCAAUUGGGCUCCUGAUGGACGCCAUGUUGCCAUUGGCCUGAAUAGUUCUGAAGUCCAAUUGUGGGAUUCUACUGCUAAUAGACAGCUGAGAUCAAUGAAAGGCGGUCACAGAUCGCGAGUCGGGGCUCUGGCAUGGAACAACCAUAUCCUUACUACAGGAGGAAUGGACAGCCUAAUUAUUAACCAUGAUGUGAGAAUUAGAGAGCACAUCGUGGAGACAUACAGAGGGCAUCAACAAGAGGUUUGCGGGCUUAAAUGGUCAGCUUCCGGCCAACAAUUAGCUAGUGGAGGAAAUGAUAACCUUGUUCAUAUAUGGGAUAGAUCUACUGCGACAUCGAACUCCGCCACACAAUGGCUUCAUAGGCUUGAAGAUCACACUUCUGCAGUAAAGGCUCUUGCUUGGUGCCCUUUCCAAGGAAAUUUACUGGCUACCGGAGGAGGUGGUGGUGAUCGGACUAUUAAGUUUUGGAAUACCCACACAGGGGCUUGCUUGAAUUCAGUAGACACUGGCUCUCAAGUUUGUUCUCUGCUGUGGAACAAGAAUGACAGGGAACUGCUCAGCUCCCAUGGAUUUACUCAGAAUCAGCUUAUUUUAUGGAAAUAUCCAUCCAUGGUGAAAAUGGCAGAACUCACUGGUCAUACUUCAAGAGUCCUUUAUAUGGCCCAGAGUCCGGAUGGUUGCACAGUAGCAACAGCAGCAGGUGAUGAAACACUGAGAUUCUGGAAUGUUUUUGGCGUUCCAGAAGUGGCUAAAGCUGCUCCAAAAGCAAGUUCUGAGCCAUUUUCCAAUGUUACUCGCAUCCGUUGAUUAUAAUGUAGAAAUUGGAUUUGAUUGGUCUAAACAACAUUCAUCUUUGGGACAAGAAGUAGCGAACACAGCUCCUUCAGAAUUUUCAAAGAGCAAACAGACUGUCCAGGUCCAGGUAGCUAUAACAAGAUUUGCAGUGCAUCCUUCACUUGGAAAUCAGAUUUGAGGACAAGCUAGAAAGAGGUCCUAAUCAGAAAUAUGCAUAUUUUCCAAAGUGGAUGGAGGGAUUUCAAGUUGUUGCUGUCAGAGAUGUAUGUACAGAAAGGCAUUGACAUCUUGUUUCAGUAGAAUGUAGUCCCUCAUUUGCAAACCCCAUAACGAGAAUGUAGUCCCUCAUUAGCAGCCUCUCUCUCCCUUCACUUGGAAAUUUGGUUAGAGGACAAGCUAGAGGUCAUAAUCAGAAAUCUUGUUUCAAGGAAGGUAUCGUCGCUCAUCUGCGACGAAAUGAGACUUGUCAAAAAACCCCACAAGCCAACGGAAAUUAACAUAGUUUGUUGACUGAUGUUGCAAGGAUUAAUACUUUGCCAGCCUUUUACUGUGUAACUGGCCUUCUUUGUGUUCAAUUAUGUGAAAUGAACAGACUCUUCUUUUAUAAUUAUCUUCUUGCAAUGUGUUAAUUUAUUGAUUGAAGCA
Messenger RNA from Mercurialis annua (annual mercury), 2323 nucleotides. Its product is annotated as cell division cycle 20.1, cofactor of APC complex-like. Gene Ontology annotation, biological process: positive regulation of anaphase-promoting complex-dependent catabolic process; positive regulation of ubiquitin protein ligase activity; anaphase-promoting complex-dependent catabolic process. Gene Ontology annotation, molecular function: protein binding; ubiquitin ligase activator activity; anaphase-promoting complex binding. The transcript has 6 exons. The record is from RefSeq and is a predicted model, not a curated record. The coding region runs from base 347 to 1690 and encodes 447 amino acids. NCBI's taxonomy places the organism in Eukaryota, Viridiplantae, Streptophyta, Magnoliopsida, Malpighiales, Euphorbiaceae. Gene Ontology annotation, cellular component: anaphase-promoting complex.